AACGUACGUCGCCUUGUCGGGGACAUCCGGACACUUAUAGGCUCGGGCCACAACAACACGGGAAGGUCAGCCAUGUAAACAAACCAGCCGCUAAAACACUGAAGAAGAGGAAGCCGUGUUGAAUCAGUCACCCACUGGACCACCGUGGACGCCUUCCCCCGCCCCCCCGUGGCCCCGGUGGAGAAACCAAGCCACCACCAUGGCAGACCCUGACAGAAACCCAUUGAGAAAGCAAUUGUCCAAGACGUCUUUAGAGAAGAGUCUGCAGAUGAUCCCUCCCCCUCAGCAAGCACCCAUCACUAUUUACCCCGGUCCCUCAGCUGGCAUGGCUAACCUCUCUAAAGCUGACUUAGAAAUCGCUCAGCGUUUGGAAAACCUUCGCAAGCACCAGGCAGAUGAAUUGCCAACCGAGGAGGAGAUGGCCUCGAGACUGGCAAACCUCAAGGGUCUUCCACCUGACCACUACACCAAGCCUUCCAUGCAACACCAGCGACCGGAUACCAGGACUGAUGGGCAGAAGGCUAAUGAUCUCAUCACUCAGGCAAUGGAUGAAGUAUCCUUGGAUGCAAGAGCUCCUAGUGCCACUGAUGAGCUGGAGGCCCGACUGGCACGACUCCGAGGGGAAGAAUCGCAGCCCAGCCAGGCCAGAGGUGCUGUUGCCUUGCCACCUGCUGCCUAUGCCAUGUCACCUCUUGCUGGGGCUGAUGCCUCAUUAGGGGAAGACCUGGAUGACAUGAGCAUGGAUGAAGUAGAAGCUCUCAUGAAAGCAGCUGAAAAAGAAACCCAGGCAAGUGCAGCGAUGGCCUUAGGAGAGAUGCAAGCUGACCCUGAACUGGCAGGAGCAGUGGCCCAGGCAACGAGAAGGAAAGAAAAGGCUCGCCAAAAAAAGUCCAAGGGGUCCAAGGGAAAGAAGGGUGACUCCUCUGAUGAUGAACGGCACAGCAAAAGUUACGAUAGUGAUAUAGACAUUGAAAUAGAGGGAGGGAAAGCUAUUGAUGCAGUGACAGAACAAGAGGAAGUGCAGCGAAUCAUAGACAUGUACACCAAGCGGGCACAGCUGAAGAAAGAAAAGAAGAGGAAAAAGAAGGAAGCUGCUGCAGCUGCCCAAGGCGGUGCUGUUGGUGGAGAAGAUUCUGAUUCUGACAUCGAGGUUAGUUCAGACUCAGACUUGUCAUCGGACAGUGAAAAGUUUAGUGAUGAACUUAGUGAAUGAAGGAACUUGUCUGCUUCUAAGUAGGUUAAGUGUUGAGAGGUUUAAGCUUCUAACUGGAUAUUUUGCUCCGAGGAGUUUGAUUGAUCUUGCCUAAGGAGUCAUACUGCAGAGCUAAGUGUUGGACUGUUUUAACAGUUACACAUGAAAAUAAAUAAAUAUAUAGAGGAUACUUUACAGUAAGCUUGUCCACUCAUUUAAAAAUAGCUAUAUAUUUUUAUGUACCAUUGUGCAUUGUAUUUUUGUGACUUGGUACUAAGUAGUGAAAAUAGCUAUUUGAUCCUUAACAGUUAUCAUAUAUUUUAUUGUCGGCAUGCUACUUAAUAUUCUCUGGCACUGCAAAGUAUUGUUCAGCUAUAAUGUACUAGGCUUUUCUAAUGUUAAAAACAUAUAUAAAAAACAAAGUAAUGGUAACCCAAUUAGCAAUACUAUCAUCACACAUAACCAAGUCUUGUUUUCUUCAAGGUCAAAGGGCCUUUUGGAUGAUACAUGCAUGUGUAUUCUCUCAAUCAAGUGUUGGAUGUUUCAUGGGGACAAAUUCUGUAUUAAAGUGUCAGAUUUAAUUAUGAAAUAUGAUUUUGAUUUAGUUAGUAUGUGAUAUAUGAUUGAAUAGUGAUAUUGAUUAACUAGAAUAAAUGAAAAUAUAACAUUGGGUAAAAGGUUGAAGGACAGUUUAUGUAAAAAAUAUUAAGUGCAGUUUUUCACUGCCUUUGCUAUGAUUCUCCUGAAUGAAUGAAUGAAUGAAUGAAUGAGAUAUAGUAACAAAAAAAUGAAUAUAUAAUGGUGCUCUGCAGCUCUGGCAAGGACCUUUUUGAUGGUUAGGCCAUAGUGAGCCUUCAGCCACAGGUUCUAUUCUGAGCUUGAGUCAAGAGUGAUAAUUCUUCACACUUUUGGUGUUCAGCAUGUGCUUGACUUAAUGCCACUGUGUUACCAACACAAGAACUCUGUACUUUGUUGUAAGAAAGUGAAGAUCAUUCUGCCUCUGCUUCUGCCAGAAAGACAAACGUUUUGUUGCACUCCCGAGCUCCAGAGACUGUUUGCCUUGGCUUGAAAAGGCCGCGUUGUCACUAUGCCUAAGUAAAUGUAAUAUUGCCCAUGAUCUUUCUCUUUCAUCAUUGAACCUCUUAAGCAUCCAGCUUUAAACCCUCUGGGAUUACUUAAGGCUUUAUCCAAGUAAAUUUACAGGGAUGGGAUAACCAAGCCAAAGGCCUCAAAGCUCUAGUUCUUCAUUGCUUCAAUCCUUUGUGACACUCCUCAGAGGACCAGAAUGUGAAGGCAACAAAGAGGAGGAGCUCUGUCCUCGUUAUCCAUCCCACCAAAACUUGUCCACAUGUCAUCAUGAAAGUUACAUUAGUUUAUAUAAAGUUCUAAAUGCAUCCUCAUGACACUCAUCACCACUCCCACCUCAUCACAGUCAUCUGCAUUACUGCCACACCAUGUGCCUACCAUUAAGUUGCCUGGUUCUUCCAUCCGUCGGUUCACCUUUUGCGUGGGUAAUAAUGAGUGUUAGGUUUUCUCUUAGAUUUUAUUGAUGGUAAGAUAUCACAGCAGGCAAUAAUGUUGUGCAACUUUGUGGUCCAACUUGAGUUAGUAGCCAUCAAGUCUAGGCAUUCCAUCCCAAUGCUUCAGUCCUCAGCACCCUAUCAUGUGUGUCUGUGUCUUUCUUAUUUUAAGGUUAAUUUGUUUGUUAUUUUUUAAUUCCAUGAUUACCUUAAUGUGUAAUGAGCUUAUUAAGUGAACCUGUUGUCAGCCUGUGCUUUAUGCUGCACUCCUCUUGACAAAGGAUCAAUUAGAACGUUGGAGUACAGUGGACAACAAGGAAAUGGCCAAGGAGACUAUUCAGUGUCCUUGAGAAUGACCCACCCAGUGUGACUGCUAUGGUCUUUCAUGCCACUGCUCAACAUCUUGCCAGUGUGUUCUUACCUUACAUUUUUAGUUGUUAACUUACCAAUGUUGCAUAAGGUUUCCUGUUUAGCCUUGCUCAUUCUUUGAAUAGCAUAAAUAAUCUUGUUUCUCUGUUAUGCAAAAUGUUCAGUAAAUUACUGUCAACUGGAGGUAUCCAGUAAGUUUAAGCUUUACAGAAAGGAAUAUAUAUUGGUAGGAGAAAUAUGAGUAAAGCAUCAGUGUUACAUUUAAGAUGUUCAUUUGUGACUUGAAAUAAUUCAUAAAAUAACCUGCAUUCUCCCUGCCUUGCAUAAUCUCACAUCCUCUUCAUUGAUUAAAGAAGGUGGUACCAAUGAGGGCAUGUGGCCACAAAAAAAAAUAAACCUGUACAAAUGGUUCAGCAACCAUUUUUCUUCUAUCAUUAAACAGUGAUUCCUUC
Eriocheir sinensis (Chinese mitten crab) is the source of this 3533-nucleotide messenger RNA. RefSeq lists its product as uncharacterized. Lineage: Eukaryota; Metazoa; Arthropoda; Malacostraca; Decapoda; Varunidae. The record is from RefSeq and is a predicted model, not a curated record. Gene Ontology annotation, biological process: mitotic cytokinesis checkpoint signaling; abscission. Gene Ontology annotation, molecular function: phosphatidylinositol-3-phosphate binding. The coding region runs from base 200 to 1213 and encodes 337 amino acids. The transcript is spliced from 5 exons. Gene Ontology annotation, cellular component: midbody; cleavage furrow; centrosome.